UCGGAUCACAUCUGUCAAAAAAUAUUGUUGCAAAUGCACGCAUCCUGAAAAGCGGACUGGAAAACACAGAAAAAUCCCGAAAUUAUAACUUAAACGUAGCUCUCCCUCACGAUUUCCGCUAUCCUGCGUUUAUUAUAGUGCUUAAGCUGUUGCAAAGUGUUACGGUCGGUUUGCAGGGAAGCAUUUGUUAGGCUAUUUGCAGUGUAAACAUGUCCGACGGUCAGGAAACGGUCCCGGAAGGAUGGGAAAAGCGUACCAGCCGUUCCACAGGAAUGACUUACUAUCUCAACGUGUACACCAAAGAAUCGCAGUGGGAUCCUCCUACGGCACCGGCAGAACCGGCUAACACUAAUGAACCACAUGAGGUGCAGUGUGCACAUCUGCUCGUGAAACAUAACAAAUCCCGCCGGCCGAGCUCGUGGCGAGAGGAAAACAUUACGCGCAGCAAGGAGGAGGCGAUCGAAAUACUCGAAUCGUACCGUAAAAAAAUAAAUUCCAACGAAUCGACGCUCCAGGAGCUGGCCCAACGAUACUCGGACUGUAGCUCGGCCAAGCGGGGUGGCGAUUUGGGCAUGUUCAAGCGUGGCAUGAUGCAGAAACCGUUCGAGGAUGCGGCGUUUGCGCUGAAAGUGGGCGAUAUGUCCGAUAUUGUCGAUACGGAUUCGGGCGUUCAUCUGAUUCUGCGGUUAAAAUAGACAGCUGGCACGCUCCGGCUGGUUGAUUUUGUUUCAGGUGCUUGGCACAGCACGAACUAGCGGCAGCAACAGAGCAAAAUUAAAAAUCCAUCUUUUGAGUUCGAAUUUA
Molecule: messenger RNA, 804 nt
Organism: Anopheles stephensi (Asian malaria mosquito)
Lineage: Eukaryota; Metazoa; Arthropoda; Insecta; Diptera; Culicidae
Product: putative peptidyl-prolyl cis-trans isomerase dodo
Exons: 3
Coding region: 210-695 (161 amino acids)
Cellular component (GO): nucleus; cytosol
Molecular function (GO): peptidyl-prolyl cis-trans isomerase activity; protein binding
Source: RefSeq, a predicted model, not a curated record